CCGGAAACGACGAAAGAGGACUUGGAGGAAAUCUUCGGCAAGUACAAGGGGCUGAAGGGGGUGCGCAUCGUCACGUUCCGCAACGGCCACUCCAAGGGCAUCGCCUACGUCGAGUACACCAACGAAAACUCGGCCAAAGAGGCACUGGUGGGGACAGAUGGGAUGCAGAUCGGGGAGAAGACGGUGUCGGUGUCCUUCUCGAACCCGCCGACCCGAGGGACGAGGGAGUACGGCGACGCCACGAGCGUCCUGCAGGGAUCCCUGGGCCGGGGGGCCCCACCUCCAUCCGGCGGGUGAGUGGAGUUACGGUC
Darwinula stevensoni is the source of this 311-nucleotide messenger RNA. The record is from the annotation of a GenBank genome assembly. NCBI's taxonomy places the organism in Eukaryota, Metazoa, Arthropoda, Ostracoda, Podocopida, Darwinulidae.